Ipomoea triloba (trilobed morning glory) is the source of this 1242-nucleotide messenger RNA. RefSeq names its product LOB domain-containing protein 29-like. Gene Ontology annotation, biological process: positive regulation of DNA-templated transcription; hormone-mediated signaling pathway. Gene Ontology annotation, cellular component: nucleus. Bases 309 to 1019 code for a protein of 236 amino acids. The transcript has 2 exons. NCBI's taxonomy places the organism in Eukaryota, Viridiplantae, Streptophyta, Magnoliopsida, Solanales, Convolvulaceae. The record is from RefSeq and is a predicted model, not a curated record.
UUUAUGUUAGCUGUUUUGUCCUUUAAGGACGUUGAGUGGAAUCUCAAAUUGGGUAUAAAAAACUAUGGAUGAAGGGAUUAAUGGCAGUAUUAUAUAGAAAAAACAAAUGAAAUCUGUAGCCCAAUUAGGGAACCAAAAACAAUUAAGUAAUGAAGAUAAUGCACCUCAGCUCCCUCCUCUUCUCUUCUGCUGUUUAUAAACAUGGUGAUAAUGGGUGAGGCUGAAGAAGAUCAGAUCAGAUCAUCAUAUAUAUCAGACCAGAAAUCUAGCUAAUAUUUUCUGAAAUUAAGAAAUUCAAGAAUUUAAGGAUGAGUGGGUCGACAAGUGGCUCCCCUUGUGGUGCCUGCAAAUUCUUGAGAAGAAAAUGCGUUAAGGGCUGUGUUUUUGCCCCUUAUUUCUGCCAUGAACAAGGAGCUUCCCAUUUUGCAGCCAUCCAUAAGGUUUUUGGUGCCAGUAAUGCUUCUAAGCUGCUCUCUCAUCUCCCCGUUGGUGACCGAGCCGAGGCCGCCAUUACCAUCUCCUAUGAAGCUCAGGCCAGGCUUCAAGAUCCCAUUUAUGGCUGCGUUUCUCACAUCUUUGCUCUCCAGCAACAGGUUAUUAAUCUGAGAGCACAGCUGGCUUCUCUCAAGGAACAAGCGGCGCAAACCUUCUGCAACUCAUCUGCAAACCCUAAUCACGACAGAAGCUGGGGAAGACAAGCUUGUUACUCGCAGGAAAAUGUUCAGGGAUGGUUCGGGUCAGGAACCCUAGAAUCCGUGCCCCAAUUUCCCAGCAACAACGUUGGAGAAAUGGGGUUUUACUCAAACGGGAACCUUAACCAUCAUCAUCUAAACCCUAUCUGCAACCAAACCUCGAUUCUUCCCGAGGAAAACAUGUCGUACGCUACCAGCUUUGAAGAAGGGUCUUCUUCCAUGGAUUCCCUCGACAUCCAAACGGACAACAAGCCAUGGCCGGCGGCGUAUCACGACGACCGUGACGACCUCCAAUCGGUGGCUUUCAGAUACCUUCAACACCACUGAUAUGAUGAACCUAAGAUCCUUAAAUAUAUAUAUUAAUGCUGCUCUGAUAUGAUCUGAUCUGUCAGUUUUAUAUUGCUAAAACAAUGCAUUUUCUGCGGCCAUGAAUCAAAAUGAGGUAGCUAGAAACCCUACAAGUGUUUUUGCUCCACCCACAAAGGCUAUAUUUGCUAUAAUCCACCCUAUAAUUGUUUCAGGUGGUCUGAUCUGCAGGCAUAUCAUGUAA